This is a messenger RNA of Panicum virgatum (switchgrass), 1362 nucleotides long. RefSeq names its product pectate lyase-like. The record is from RefSeq and is a predicted model, not a curated record. NCBI's taxonomy places the organism in Eukaryota, Viridiplantae, Streptophyta, Magnoliopsida, Poales, Poaceae. Gene Ontology annotation, molecular function: pectate lyase activity. The coding region runs from base 1 to 1362 and encodes 453 amino acids. The transcript has 3 exons.
AUGGAGGCGGGCUUCCAAUGGUGGAGCCGACCGGGCUCCUUGGUCCUGUACGUCGUCGUCGUCGUCCUGUCCGCGGCCGUGUCGUCUGAGGCCAACAUCGGCGAGUUCGACGACUACUGGCGGCAGCGCAAGCUCAUGGCGGACGCCGCCGCGGAGGCCACCUACAAGCACGAUCCGGUGGAGGUCGCCAACCAACUCAACCGCGCCGUCCACAGAUCGGUUGAGAAGGAGGAGAUCAGCGUGAGGAGGGAGAUGAUGGCUCAGAAGAAGAAGGGCAACAAGCACAAGGGGCCGUGCCUGGCGACGAACCCGAUAGACCGGUGCUGGCGGUGCCGGCAGGACUGGGCGACGGACCGGAAGCGGCUGGCGCGGUGCGCGCAGGGGUUCGGGCGGAACACCACCGGCGGGCUGGCCGGCAAGUUCUACGUGGUGACGGACGGCACCGACGAGGACGUGGUGAACCCGCGGCCGGGCACGCUGCGGUGGGCCGUCAUCCAGUACGAGCCGCUGUGGAUCACCUUCGCCAAGACGAUGAUCAUCUCGCUCAAGGAGGAGCUCAUCAUCCGCGGCGACAAGACCAUCGACGGCCGCGGCGUGCAGGUGCGCAUUGCCAACGGCUCGCAGCUGACGGUGCAGUUCGCCAACAACGUCAUCAUCCACAACAUCCACAUCCACGACCUCGUCUCCUCCAACAAGAACGGCGGCAACAUCCGGGACUCGCCGGACCACUUCGGCUGGCGCACCGUCUCCGACGGCGACGGCAUCACCGUCUUCGGGUCCACCAACGUGUGGCUCGACCACCUCUCGCUCUCCAACUGCCAGGACGGCCUCAUCGACGUCAUCGCCAAGUCCACCGGCGUCACCAUCUCCAACUGCCACAUGACCAACCACAACGACGUCAUGCUCUUCAGCUCCAGCGACAGCCACCCGGAGGACCAGAUCAUGCAGAUCACCGUCGCCUUCAACCACUUCGGCAGAGGACUCGUGCAGAGGAUGCCCAGAUGCCGGUGGGGAUUCUUCCACGUGGUGAACAACGACUACACGCACUGGCUCAUGUACGCCAUCGGCGGCAGCAAGGCCCCGACCAUCAUCAGCCAGGGCAAUCGGUACAUCGCGCCGCCCAACCUCGCCGCCAAGCAGGUGACCAAGCAGCACGACGCGCCGGAGUCGGUGUGGAAGAACUGGGUGUGGCACUCGGAGGACGACCUCUUCAUGGACGGCGCCUACUUCACCGUCACCGGCGGCCAGAUCAACCGGCAGUUCAACAAGAAGGACCUCAUCAAGCCCAAGCCCGGCUCCUAUGUCACCAGGCUCACGCGCUUCAGCGGCUCCCUCGACUGCAGGCCCGGCAAGCCCUGCUAG